ACUCCCCCCCUACAAGCAGCAACUUCCCCGGUGUGUGAGUGGGGGCGGGACUGCGGUGUGCCCAGGGCGAGGUCGGACUGAGUCACAGAACAAGCCUUCCUCAGCUCGCUCCAACCCCUGAAACAAUCCCCAAAGUUUAUUUGUUAGCUUCCUCAAAGAGAAAACAAAAGGCAAAUAAUACCCAAAUACAUUCACAAUCAACUUUAACAUGGGCGCAGAUCGCCUCCGCUGUAUUCCUUUGAGCUGCAUUUGCGCCGUGUUUCUGCUUGUCGCCUCUCUCAUUUUGUUUCUCGUCCUCAGGAAGCAAAACCCCGGCCUCUUAUUGGAAGAGGAAGAAGUCGAAGGCUCCGUUCUGAAAGCUUCUGAUUCCAUUCUGUAUCACUCUGAAAGACCUGUGGCUCAUCUUACUGGAACAAAAUUGAGUGAUGGGCCUCGCCAAUAUAUGGAAUGGGAAACGGAAGAGGGGCUGGCAUUCGUUAAAAAUGGAUUCAUUUAUCGAAAUGGCAGUUUAAUUGUACCUGUCUCUGGACGGUACUUUGUGUACUCUCAGGUUUACUUACGUGACAAAAACUGUUUGGAGAGCAAUGAACUCAUCACACAUACAGUCAACAAAAAGACACAAAUCGAUUCAGCUCCUACGACACUAAUCAGCAAGCGAAUCCAGUGUCGACCGAAUAUGGAUCACUUAUGGUUUCAAACAAACUAUGUAGGAGGCACAUUUGCAUUGAACAAGGGUGAUGAACUGUUUGCCCAUAUUUCUGAUUUGACAUUACUAGGUUUUGAAGAAAAUAAAACAUUCUUCGGAGCACUGUUACUAUAAAACGAGACACAUUAAUAGGACUAUGACAAUACAAAGGAAAACAUUUUUAUUAUUCAGAAGCAUUAAACAGUGUUCUACAAGUUGUGCGAUUGAAAUUAUUACUGGUACAAUUUAUUGUAUAUUCUAAUAUGUUUAUACCAUUUCAAAUAAGUUCUAUUCCUGUAUGGUGUCUUGGCGAUUGCCUGUUAAUAUGUGGUGGACUGAAGCAUUCAAAAUGCCAUGGCGAAGAGGGUGCUGAACCAAAAUCCCUAUUAUAAUUAAUAUAUGAAAAGCAAACUGGAAGAAUGUGCUCAUAUUUACAACAUACUUGAAUUUGAAUUGAAAGUGACUUGGUAAUACUCCAUUAGGCAACCACACUGAAAUGAAAUUGAAUUAUUUUGAACCAAUAAAAAAGUGUUGUAUUGCA
Molecule: messenger RNA, 1226 nt
Organism: Stegostoma tigrinum
Lineage: Eukaryota; Metazoa; Chordata; Chondrichthyes; Orectolobiformes; Stegostomatidae
Product: tumor necrosis factor ligand superfamily member 15-like
Exons: 4
Coding region: 209-820 (203 amino acids)
Biological process (GO): immune response
Cellular component (GO): membrane
Molecular function (GO): tumor necrosis factor receptor binding
Source: RefSeq, a predicted model, not a curated record